CGGCGAUCGAGGUACCAACAUGCGACCCAGACCGAAUCAUCUACAGCAUCCAGAUCCGGCUCGGAGGCUCGAGGGUCGGGGCCGGUGUCGACCGGAACCCAAUGUGACCUCGCCGCCAGCCAGCCGCCCGGCGGGAUCUCGUUCGUGGAUCUCAAACUGUAUCACCACUACAUGACCACUACUUACAAGACGCUGGCGGACGAGGAAGGGGACACGCAUGGUGUCUGGUCCAACCACGUGCCACGCUGGGGGAUCUCCUUUCCCUCCAUCCUGCAUCUCAUUCUCUCGCUGUCGGCGCUUCAUCUGGCGGCCGAGAACCCCGACUCACGGGCCGAGUACCUCGCCCAGGCGGACGACCACUUCACCUUUGGGGUGCGGUCGGUAACCGCGGUGCUGGCGCUGCUGAACUCGGAGAAUUGCCAGCUGAUCUACAUGUCAGCGGCGUUGAUCUGCCUGGCCUACUUUGGCCGGGGGCCACGCAUCGGCGAAUACCUUGUGUUCAGUCAGAGCGGGCAGUCCGAGUGGCUGGUGUUGCUCCGCGGGGUGCGAUCCAUCCUGACCACCAACCACGAACGCAUCUUCACGGGGGUGCUGACCCCGGUCCCCGACGACAGUAUCAAGGAGGUCAGUCCGGCACUGCAGACGGAGCUGGACCAGCAUCUGUCGCAGAUCCAGGCCCUGCGGUCCUGGAUCACGUCGCAGGUGAGUGAUGUCGCCGUCUGCGAGGUCUAUGCAGCCUCGAUCGAGGAUUUGAUGUCCAUUCUCCGAGAAGCAUACGCGAUCCGCAGCGCCGGCAAGGACGGAAUCCGUCUGAUGCAUCUGGCUAUGGGGUGGAUCUAUCGGGCGCGAGAGGAGAUGAUUGCGUUGUUAGAGGCGAGAGAUCCAUAUGCGCUGGUGGUGUAUGCGCACUGGAGUAUUAUACUCCGGUAUAUGCAGUCGUGUUGGCUGAUGAGGGGGUGGGAUGAGCAUGUCGUUGGGGGAGUCAGGGCGUUGUUGCCGGUGGAGUUGCAGGGAUGGAUCGAGUACCCGCUGAGUGUGGUUGCUGGUGGUGUUUCUUAGUGCUCUAUAUAGACAAUUUGUUUCGGGUUCUUUUCUUCUUCUAGGGUCUCGUGGCCCGUGUCUCUUGACCAUCGCGUCAUUCGAGUAUGCCCCGGUUCUAUAUCUGUCGCAGCACCUUGGUCACCUGGCACUUUUGCUAUACCCGUUUUGUGCGGCCCAUAGAAACCCGACCCCGUCGGCUCUCGGGUCCAAUGAGGCGAAUGCAUCUGCGCCUCCAUCCCUUGUGGCGGCCAUCGACUGAGGGAUUUUGUUAUCAGAUCCUCAAUGUGAUUAUGCUGAUUAUGUGAAAAGUCGGUGGAGCUGACAAAUUGUCAAGGGGUCGAUCCGG
Messenger RNA from Aspergillus fijiensis CBS 313.89, 1387 nucleotides. Its product is annotated as C6 finger domain protein. The transcript has a single exon. The record is from RefSeq and is a predicted model, not a curated record. Lineage: Eukaryota; Fungi; Ascomycota; Eurotiomycetes; Eurotiales; Aspergillaceae. Gene Ontology annotation, biological process: regulation of transcription by RNA polymerase II. The coding region runs from base 172 to 1059 and encodes 295 amino acids. Gene Ontology annotation, molecular function: DNA-binding transcription factor activity, RNA polymerase II-specific.